UUACCAAGGCUUAUUCAGGGGAACUCGCACCACAAAGUCACAUCUCGUCCGGGUUUUAACACGCUUUUACCUGUCACAGUUUCUGAAAUUUUGCGUUUUCUUUUUCCCGCUGGCUGUGGCACCAUCGGAUGCGCUCCAGGCAUCCGUUUUUUUUUUUUUUUCGCCCUACACACCUCCAACUUUAUGCGCCGCCAGUUUCACCUCGAGCUGCUAGAGGGGUGCUGUCUCCGGUAACCGGCUGAUGUUUCGGGGCUUCAGUCCGGUUCUCUGGACCGUUUGUGUGGAGGGCGAAGACUGCUGCAACGUUCAUGUACGACUUGUAAUCUGAGCCUGAUAAUCGGAGGUUGGGAAGUUGGGGACGUAACUUUGACUCGUUGAUCUCAUUGCUGAAGAAGCCGAGAAAGUGUUUAAUAUUUUCUGUCACCAAGAAGAAGAGAAAGGGGGACAUUUUCAUUCUGAUUCUUUAAUCAGACCGAGAACCCACGAUGAGCAAACCCACCGGCUCAACAAGUGGAUGCUUGGAUAUUCUGAAUGUCAAAUCCAGUCGGAUUCUGGACAUUCCUUGCAAAGUGUGCGGCGACCGCAGUUCAGGUAAGCACUACGGUGUUUACGCCUGUGACGGCUGCUCAGGGUUCUUCAAGAGGAGCAUCCGCAGAAACCGGACUUAUGUGUGUAAAUCCGGCUCUCAAGGUGGUUGUCCCGUUGACAAAACUCACAGGAACCAGUGUCGAGCUUGUCGUUUGAAAAAGUGUCUGGAAGUGAACAUGAAUAAAGACGCCGUUCAGCACGAAAGGGGGCCCCGGACGUCUACCAUCCGUAAACAGGUCGCCCUUUAUUUCCGGGGCCACAAAGAGGUAAACGGCUCCUCGACCCAUUUCCCGGGAUCCUCGCUGCCCGGGCCUCCCUUCUUCACUACCGUCACGCAGCUGGAGCCUCACAGCCUGGAGAUGAGCUCAGUAGCCACCACACCAGAAAGACAGGCCAUUGUGGGUCUAGCACAGCCCACCCCUAAGUACCCCCAUGAAGUGAGCGGAACCCCCAUGUACCUGUACGAGGUGGCGACGGAAUCUGUGUGCGAGUCAGCGGCACGCCUCCUGUUCAUGAGCAUCAAGUGGGCAAAAAGCGUCCCCGCCUUUGCGACCCUUCCUUUAUCUGAUCAGCUGAUUCUGUUAGAGGACGCUUGGAGGGAAUUGUUUGUUCUGGGCAUCGCGCAGUGGGCAAUUCCGGUGGAUUCCACGACUCUCCUUGCUGUCUCUGGGAUGAACACUGAAAACACAGAGUCUCAACGAAUGAAUAAGAUCAUGUCUGAGAUUCAAGCACUACAAGAAGUGGUCACCAGAUUCAGACAGAUGCGUCUUGACGCCACAGAGUUUGCCUGUUUGAAAUGCAUCGUGACAUUCAAAGCAGUUCCUUCGCAAGGUAGCACCGAAUUGAGAAGUUUCCGCAACGCUAGCGCCAUCGCUGCUCUACAAGAUGAAGCACAGCUCACUCUCAACAGUUACAUACACACCAGGUACCCGACUCAGCCCUGUCGUUUCGGAAAGUUGCUGUUGCUCUUGCCGGCGCUCCGCUCCGUCAGCCCAUCCACCAUAGAGGAGGUGUUUUUUAAAAAGACCAUCGGCAAUGUGCCAAUCACCAGGCUUCUCUCCGAUAUGUACAAAUCCAGCGAUAUAUGAAUUCUAGCCAACUUUCCACGUAUGUGAAAAGGACUCGAGCUGAUGGAUCAUUCACCCGAUACAUGGGCAAAAUGUCAAUUCACAGCAGACGCAGUGGUGGGUUGAAAACUUUUGCUGUGCACACAAUCUGUUAGGCUGUCUUAGUAGGCUAUAGCCUGCUUAGGUCUUUAGGCUCGUUUGAAACAGGCUGCAGCACAAGCAGAUCACCAGUUAGCCCGUUAACAGUUGCGCUAGUUAAGGAUUAGCAUGUACCAAUAUGUCUCCGAAAACUACAGUUUCUGCAGCAUUUAAGUGUCGCCCCAAGACUCUAAGAGCACCUGCCAAGUCCGUUUGACACAGAAAUGUUGUAUAUUACGAUGUUUUAAAGUGUCUGUAAGACCAAUGAGCUUGACAACCAAGCCAGUCUUUAAUUGCUGUUUUUAAUCCCUGUUGGGGAAACCAAAAAAAAAAAAAAAAAAAAAAAAAGAUGACGCCUACCCAUUGGGGGCGUGUGAGUCGCUGUUCCUUGAUCCAGUGCUGAAACCAAACGCUCGGAGCAACGACGGAGGUGACAGCUACGAAGCAUUACGAUGGAAAAAAGGAACAAAAUCGAGCAUUUUGCAUCGCUCUCCUGACUGAAAAACCUUGGUCCGAGGAUGGUGUGUGUACUUC
Messenger RNA from Melanotaenia boesemani (Boeseman's rainbowfish), 2327 nucleotides. It is a transcript of the gene nr2e1, whose product is annotated as nuclear receptor subfamily 2, group E, member 1. Gene Ontology annotation, molecular function: zinc ion binding; nuclear receptor activity; RNA polymerase II cis-regulatory region sequence-specific DNA binding. The coding region runs from base 486 to 1676 and encodes 396 amino acids. The record is from RefSeq and is a predicted model, not a curated record. Gene Ontology annotation, biological process: cell differentiation; anatomical structure development; negative regulation of transcription by RNA polymerase II. NCBI's taxonomy places the organism in Eukaryota, Metazoa, Chordata, Actinopteri, Atheriniformes, Melanotaeniidae. The transcript is spliced from 9 exons.